Rhododendron vialii is the source of this 1559-nucleotide messenger RNA. RefSeq names its product F-box protein At2g27310-like. NCBI's taxonomy places the organism in Eukaryota, Viridiplantae, Streptophyta, Magnoliopsida, Ericales, Ericaceae. The record is from RefSeq and is a predicted model, not a curated record. The transcript has a single exon. Bases 5 to 1078 code for a protein of 357 amino acids. Gene Ontology annotation, molecular function: protein binding.
AUACAUGCCCAAAACACUAAUAACAUCCUACCACAUAGUAGUAAUGGAGAAAGAAAUGGGUGGGGACGAUACUCCAACCAGCCCCGCCCCCGGCGAUGCCACGACGAUCUCCGCCGUCCACCCCGACAUCCUCCAGACCCACAUCCUCACCCGACUGGACGGCCCAACACUCGCCUCCGCCGCCUGCGCGUCGUCCAAACUCCACGCCCUCUCCACCCAAGAAACCCUCUGGCAACAAAUCUGCCACCGCACCUGGCCCUCCACCACCGACCCACGCGUCCGCCGCCUCAUCUCUUCCUUCCCCUCCGGCCACCGCUCCUUCUACUCCGACUCAUUCCAAUAUCUCGACGGCCACCGCCGGUCAAGACCCAGUCGCCGUCCGCCGCCAGCCUACAUAAUCUCCGCUGUCGACAUACGCUACCAAAACCAACUAAUACUUUCCAAGGUCCACGUGGCGGAAACCGAGUCGGACCCAUCGCUGCCGUUCCGGGUCGAUUUGCUCGGCCCGAAGGAGGCCGCGCCAAUGCCGGUGAAUUUGGACAUCAGGGAGGACAAGUGCCUCUCUAAUCUCGAAGAGAACUUGACUCUCAGCUGGAUCCUGAUCGACCCCACCCAAACCCGGGCGGCGGACGUGUCGAGCUGGCGGCCCGUCUUGGUCAGGCGGAACUGGUUGACCAACGACGUGGAGCUCCGCUACGCGACGGUUCUCUCCGGCGGGGAGCUGGUGCAGUGUUUGGUGGCGGUCACGUGCGGGGGAGGGGGGACUGGGUUGGCGGUGGGUGAGGUGAGGUUAGACGUGGAGGAUAUGGAAAGGAAGAAGUUGGGGUGGAAGAGGUUGGGGGCGGCCGUGGAGGGUGGGAGGAAGAGGAGAGAGGGGAAGGGGGAGGAGAGAGUGAGGUACGAGGGGUGGUGGAGAGAGGAGAGAGAGAGGAGACGGAGGAAGCGGAGGAGAGAGAACAGGCGAGAUACGGUGUUGUUUGCCACCACUGUUGUCAUUCUAUUGUCUGUUUUGGUGUCUCUUUUGCUGUUUGUUGGGAUUAAAUUCUUGCAGUUACUGGUUUCACCGUUCAAUGGGUAAGGCUCCGUUCCGAAGAAAAACUCUUUAUUUUUUAAGUAGGGAAUUUAAGUUAAAAAAUUAUGAAUUUAUUAAAAUUUAAAAAUAUAUAAUAUGAAUCUUGUUUGAAAGAUCUUAUCGAAAUUUUUUAUACGAUGCAAAAAAAAUUAAAAAAUAUUUUUCAUUUACAUUAUUUUUGAGAUUGAAAAUGUAAAAUAAAUUACUUAUUUUUUAAAAAGAUUUCUGGAACGGAGUCUAUGUACUCGAUCGAAGCUCCUCCUUCAGUGUAUCAGUUCAAGUCUUUAUUGUUGGUUGGUGAGAGGAAACUUAUUCCGGCUCCAGAACUUUGGAAAGCGUGAUUGGACUUUAGCUCCGACGAAUAAAGUGUGGUAUUGGAAUUCUCCUGUAUAUGUUUCGAGUAAAACAAUUCUUUGUAUGUCUAUAAAUUGAUGAAAUGGUCAUCUUAAAUGAAAGAAAUUAACGAGAAUGUGAUUUCACAUUCUCA